Cyphellophora attinorum is the source of this 1038-nucleotide messenger RNA. Its product is annotated as 3-dehydroshikimate dehydratase. NCBI's taxonomy places the organism in Eukaryota, Fungi, Ascomycota, Eurotiomycetes, Chaetothyriales, Cyphellophoraceae. The record is from RefSeq and is a predicted model, not a curated record. The transcript has a single exon. Bases 1 to 1038 code for a protein of 345 amino acids.
AUGGCAUCAGAAGCAAUGUACAGACCUGCUAUAGCCUCUAUGUCCCUGGGACGGGCAUGGGUGCAUGGUCUGGAGGAGAAGAUCAAACAAGCUGGCCAAGCAGGUUUCAAGGGUAUCGAGGUAUUUUACGAAGACCUCGAGUAUCAAGCGAAGGCAUACAACAAAGGAGAGAAGCCGGAACCAACAAACGAAGACGCUCUGGUCGCUGCAGCACAUCAAUUUCGAAAGUUGAGUGACGAGCAUGGGUUGCAAGUCAUCGGUCUACAGCCAUUCCUCUUCUAUGAAGGGCUGUUAGACCGAAAGCAGCAUCAAGUGCUGAUCGACAAGUUGAAGGUGUGGUUCAAGCUGGUGAAAGUAUUGGGAACGGAUGUGAUUCAGAUCCCCACGAAUUUCUUGCAGUCCGGCACCACGGGUGAUAUGGAUGUCAUUGUUGCAGACAUGAUCGAGGUGGCAGAUCUGGGACUGAAGGAGGAUCCGCCUGUCAAGUUCGCAUACGAGAACCUCGCCUGGGGUACACAUAUCGACACCUGGGACGCUCUGUGGGAAGUCGUCUGGCGAGUAGACCGACCGAAUUUUGGAUGCUGCCUCGACACCUUCAACAUUGCAGGCAGAGUAUGGGCGGACCCUGCCGCACCUAGCGGGAAGAACGCGAAUGCAGAUAACGACCUGCAGGACUCCUUGUCGCGGCUCGUGAAGACCAUAGAUGUCAACAAGGUGUUCUACAUCCAGGUUGUGGACGCCGAGAGGAUGAGAGAGCCAUUGAUUGAAGGCCAUCCGUGGUAUGCUGCAGAUCAGCCUGCCCGCAUGAGCUGGAGCAGAAAUGCCAGGCUAUUCCUGUACGAACAGGACAAAGGUGGCUACCUACCUGUGGUCGAUGUUGCGAAGGCGUUCAUCGCUGGUCUGGGUUAUCAAGGCUGGGUCUCGAUGGAGUUGUUCUCGAGGUCGAUGGCAGAUCCAGCGCCUGACGUGCCUCAGAAUCAUGCACAGCGAGGCAUAGCGAGCUGGAAACGGUUAGCUGAAGAGCUCAAGCUCUCAUGA